Prunus armeniaca (apricot) is the source of this 600-nucleotide messenger RNA. The record is from the annotation of a GenBank genome assembly. NCBI's taxonomy places the organism in Eukaryota, Viridiplantae, Streptophyta, Magnoliopsida, Rosales, Rosaceae.
AUGGAAUUGACUAAAGCUAUAAGAUUUGGACAUGGCACGGAGAACCUUGGGAAUGGACUACUAAUGCAACUAGAAAUGUGGAAGAAGAUGAGCAAAGUAGGCAAUAUUGGAUUUGAUCCUUAUGAGUUUGCCAAUGUGAUUGGAGAUGGAGAUCAACCCUUGUACCCUGGUAGCAGUAAGUACACGAUGUUGUCGGCUUUGGUGAGAAUUGUUGAUACUUCAAGGAGAUUUGCUUCUAGAAGGAAAUACACUACUUCCUCUAUGUACGAGGCAAAAAAGACAUUGUCUGCUUUAGGGAAGAGUUAUGAGAAAAUUCACGCAUGUCCCAAUGACUGCAUCUUGUAUAGGAAGGAUUAUGAAAAUUCAACUAAUUGUCCUACUUGUGGUGUCUCAAGGUGGAAGGAAGGCAAAGAUUCAAUCUUGAAAGAGGGUGUGCCAACGAAGGUGGUGUGGUAUUUUCCUCAAAUUCCAAGGUUUAAAAGGAUGUUUCAAUCACAUAAGACAACUAAGAGUUUGACUUGGCAUGCUGCUAGAAAAUCAGUCGACGGUCAGAUGUCUCAUCUAGUGGAUUCCCCGUCUUGGAAACUUGUAAUGGCCUGA